AUGGCUGACACGAGCAACAUGGAGGAGUCCAAAGAACCCGUUGGCCCUCUGGAUGGACAGUUCGAGUAUAAAAAGAACAAAGAUGGAACAGUAAACAAACAUAUUGUGGUUUGCUCACACUGCAGGAAGGACUUUUCCUUUCACCGAAGCACCUCAAGCCUUAAGUAUCAUAUUAACGCCAAGCAUUCAUUUGUUGGGGCUUCAACUUCAGGUGUUCUGCCUGGCAUGCGUCAGACCACUCUUACCGAACACAGGGCAUUAAGUAAGACAACAUCUGACAAGCUGACUGACACAAUUGCCAGAUGGAUAGCCAAGGACUGUAGACCGAUUAAUAUUGUCGAGGACACGGGCCUCGCAGAAGUUUUGAAAGUGGCAACUUUUGACGCAUUCUAUAAGCCACCGUCGAGAGGCACAGUGAUUACCAAAAUCAACAAACUCUAUGAUGCUAAAAAGAAAACGAAGGAAGAGGAUUUGGCUUCAGCGGAAUAUGUUGCUUUGACAGGAGACCACUGGACCUCCGUGAGUAACAACAAUUAUCUGGGUGUGACGGCGCACCACAUCACUAAAAUCUGGGAACUUAAGUCAUUUGCUUUAACCGUAAUGAAAACAGAAGCGCGUCACUUUGCAGAGGCGUGCGCUCAACAGUUUCAAACAGUGGCACACAAGUGGAAAAUUGAAGGAAAAAUCUCAACUAUAGGAACGGACAGUGCACGCAAUAUGACAGCUGCGGCUAAACUACUGCCAUAUGAGCACAUGCCCUGCAUCGCUCACAUGCUACAGAGAAGCAUCAACGUGAGCCUCUCCGAUAGUGGAUUUGCGAAUGUAUUAGCCAAGUGUCGCAAAAUUGUCGGCCAUUUCAGACACAGCGCGGCAAACACCUUGGAGCUUCAAGCACAGCAAGCGGCCCUGGGACAGAAGCAGGAGCCACUGAUCCAAGACGUUUCAACGCGGUGGAACUCUACACUGGAAAUGAUCAAGCGCCUAAACCGCAAUCAAGCAGCAAUACAAGAAACCCUUGACCAUCAACACCACAAACUGGUUAUACUGACACCAUCAGAAUGGGACAAACUGCAGAGACUGAGCACUCUUCUAGAGCCCUGCAGGGAUGUAACUGAGAUUCUGGGUGGAGAGGCCUAUAUCUCCUGCUCAGUAGUACUGCCUGCUCUCUGCCACCUGCAUCAAGUGAUGAAAGUCUCUGAAGAAGAUCCUGCAUAUGUGGUGAGAUUUAAAACAAUCUUCAUGGAAGAUCUAGCCUCCCGCCAAGAAAAUAUUAACACUGCAUGGCUCAAGCUUGCAACGGCACUGGAGCCACAUUUCAAAGACUUGAAGAGUCUGCCUAAGAGUGAAAGAGAAGAGGUAUGGACCUCACUUGGAGGGAUGCUUUAUGAACAAUCACCCAGAAGGUCUAUGCAGACUUCUCAAGUUGGACCACCAAGGAAGAAAAUUCAUCUUCUACAGAUGGGCUCAGAUUCAGAGUCAGAUGAAGAGGUGCAACCUGACAGAGACAUACACAGGUACAGAGCAGAGCCAAGCAUAAGUAUGGAGUACUGCCCCAUGCAGUGGUGGGCUGCUCAUUCAGGAGCCCAUGACAAGCUGGCCCUGCUUGCCCGCAAAUAUCUAGCGACUCCUGCAUCCAUGGUUCCAUGCGAACGACUCUUCUCAGUUGCAGGUCAUAUUGUUUAG
This is a messenger RNA of Neoarius graeffei (lesser salmon catfish), 1683 nucleotides long. Its product is annotated as E3 SUMO-protein ligase ZBED1-like. The record is from RefSeq and is a predicted model, not a curated record. The transcript is spliced from 2 exons. Lineage: Eukaryota; Metazoa; Chordata; Actinopteri; Siluriformes; Ariidae. Gene Ontology annotation, molecular function: DNA binding; protein dimerization activity. The coding region runs from base 1 to 1683 and encodes 560 amino acids.